Molecule: messenger RNA, 3913 nt
Organism: Osmia lignaria (orchard mason bee)
Lineage: Eukaryota; Metazoa; Arthropoda; Insecta; Hymenoptera; Megachilidae
Source: RefSeq, a predicted model, not a curated record
AUGUUUGCACUAUACAGUUUUGGAAUUGCAUUAUAGUUGUUUCAUGUGUACAUAAGUUGAGCACCAUUCAACAUCUUAUGGAAUGCAUUUCUCCCCACUACUUGUUGCACAGUGCUUUAAAAUUUGAAUUGUUCGUUAGUACGGUUAAUCCUGAUCCGCCUUGUAUCGUAAUUCCUCUAUUAACUUAGAAUUGUUCGAUGAAAUGUGAAAACUUAUCAAAAGAUGAGCGAUUCUGGAGAUCAUGUUAAAUACAAAUGGACCCCCGAAAGUACUGCAUUGUUAGUAUCAGUAUGGUCAGAUAGACAAGUGCAAAAACAACUUGAAUAUGCAUCAAAACCGCAGCUCAUUUGGGAAAGUAUUGCACGGUAUAUGAAAAAAAAAGGAUAUAACGUUUCUGGUAAACAAUGUCGAUCCCGUAUGAAACAAGUUCUGGUCUGUUACCGUGAAGCUAAGAGAGCUGGUACUCGAGCUGGGGUAGAACAAUAUUAUGAAUCGAUAGAUAGAGUUCUGAAGAAUAAACGUAUGGAAGGAAAUAACAUGAAUGGUAUAGACACUGUAGACGCAACAAUGAACGUAAAGUCUCCAUCUAAAGAUGCAAAAACAAACAAGAAUUUGCAAACAAGAUAUAAAUAUCAAGAGCCUAUACAAUCAUUCCAUCGUACUGAAGCACUAUCACCCACUUGGACAUUAACACGUGAAAAUGAAUAUCCAGAUUCUCCUGAAUCGAACGAAACUGUAAUAGCUCGACCAUAUAGGGUUUUCUCUCCUACAAGAGAUGUAGCUAUUAACACUGGUGAACAAUUGACUCAGGCAAUUGGUAAACCAAUCCAGCGUAAUUAUUUGUCUGAAGAACCGGUACAAGCAACUUAUAAACAAAACUUUUUAUCUAAUUACGGGUACGGAGAAAUACCCUACCAGAAUACAGUACAAAAUGUGCAGAAUCAAAUAAUUCAAGAGAACAUGCAGCAGAAUCAAAUAAUUCAAGAAAAUAUGCAACAGAAUCCCAAUUUACAACGAACCUGUAUGCAUAAUCAACCGAAUAUGUUGGUUAACAAUCUAAAUCAUCCGCAAAAUUUUAAUCACGGCUUAACAAGCCAGUCUAUGGAUGUUCCCGUACAAAUUAGACCAGCAAUGGUACAAAAUCCUAAUUUAGAACAUAUAAUUCUACAACAAAAUCAAUUACAACAAGUAAAUAAUCGUGCGAUGCCUCAGGAGCCUAAAAAAGUCACGUUUGGACACAAUUUAACAAGCACGUAUCAACAACAGUAUGGCAAUUUAAUAACUCACAUGCCUGUUGUAGUGAAUGCAAAACAAACCGGCUCGUUAUCCCCUGAUUAUUCACCAGAUGUAUCUCAGAAUUUAAACGAUGCUUUCUGUCAGUCAAAAAGUACCGAGGAAACAGAUAACUUAAACGAAACCUAUAACAAAUACGUACAAGUGCCAAAUCCUUUAACGGUACAAACUCCUGAUGUUUCUGUAAUAACCAACAACGCGACAUGUAACGACGACAGCUUAUUAGAACUUUUAAUAAAUUCACCGACUCCAUCAGAAAUUGAUAAUAAAUCUAAGGAUACUGCUGUUAACACGGAUGAUAUUCCGUACGUUCCAUUAAGGAAAAAGAAAGUACAAAAGUUAGAGCAACUUGUGUUAAGUGCUAUUAAUUCUCAAAACGAAGUUGUUAAUAAGAUCCUUACUGCCCAAAAUGAUAUGGUAACAAAAUUCUUAGAUAUAGACAGAGAUCGUCAGAACAGGCUUGAGAACCGUUUAGAUGAUCUAUUAAAGGUAAUUCAUAAUUCUGCACAAAUGAAACAAGCUUCAGAGGUAGAUAUUGGACUACCUCCGGUGCCUCCAGCACCACCAGAGCCUAUGAUAACAUCUUUGGUACCUCCUCCAAAACCAGGGGUUGCUCCUCCAAAGUUGGAUUUGGUACCCCCAAAACCAUGUAGGGUGCCUUGUACGAUGCCUAAUUCUAAUAUUGAAUUAAUCAAUCAAAACCCCAUAGCCACUAGGCCUGGUGUAGUUUCGCCCAUAACCAGUCCAGUAAAGAAGCCUGGCACUAUAUGGUCAAAAUUAGGACCGGUAUCACAGUCCCCUUUCGUGAAAGCACAGCAACGCUUAGGCUUUCAGCCUGUCUCGAAUAUGGAUACUCGUACUCAGUCCUCUGCAGAAAGACGCAUAGCUAGAGAACUGGACAAGGGUAUGGAUACAGAGACUCUAUUGUACGAGACGAAAAAAUUCUUAGAAGCAGAGAAGGAAUUAGAAGAGAAGAUAGAAAAUGCUCGUCGCGAAGCAGCAAUGAGUCAAACGUUAAGUGCUCGUAGGAAAUUAUUUACACAAAGAGAGCCGACUACAGCGAUGAUACUGACCGCAGCUUUCUUGGAGAACGAAUGUCGCGUUUCAGAGCAAGAAUUUGCGAAUUCUUAUGAUAGAAAUGAUGGAAAUAUGAAAAAUACCGAUGAUGAUUUAUUAGCAGGACAAGGGGAAAGCUAUGAACGUUUGCGGCAAUUAAGUAUUCGACCUAAUUAUGUAACUAGCGAACCUUGUAAUACAUCUACACCGGCUAAACCUGGGACUGUUUCUAAUAAUAAUAAUGGAACAUCUGCACCACCGAAACAGACGAUCCAGCAGUUGGCUCAGCUUGUAAUGAAUACAGGAAGGUGGAAAGAUACUGUUGUGGUAAGUGAACAACGAAACGGUAGAUAUGAAAAUCAGAUAAAUGCACAGGAACAUCAGGAUACGCGUCCUGUUGCUUGCAACAGGACAUUCACUUUGCCAGAAAACAGAAUUCCAUCGAGAGAAAGUCAAAUGAAAACUGAUGAAAAUCAUAUUCAAGAUUGGAUAAACAAGGCAAAUGAUCCCAGAGCGCCGUACAGUUCUUCGUCCAAUGUAACAAAUCAGAAGCCUAAUUUUCCUGUAGGUUUUACAACCACGAUGUUGGAUACUGGAGGUUUAAAGAACAGGGAUUCAAAUACUGAAACGAAUAAACCGAUUGGGUUCAAUAGUAACACUGUACCGUAUCGUAAACAAAAUGUACGGUUCAUGGAUGAUUUGGCUGAAUUACAAAGGAUGUACUUUGAAACGGUUUACAAACAGCAGCAAAUGAAUGAUAGUUUACCUUACGUAGUGGGUAAUGAUCAUAUGCUUUCGCUUCAGAAUCAGCAAAUGAUUGAGAAAUACACCCACGAGGUAAAACAAAAAAGACAGUCUAAAGAUACUGACUCUGACAAUGAUGAAGAGUUUUUGGAUACUACUACCAGUAUGCCUCCAGUUGUUUCCCAUCGAGGUUCCCUCACCUCAACUGGUACGGUAUCUACGGAAAACGCGCAUUCCAUUAAAUUUCCAAAACCAGAUAAUUGUGUGAUUAGUUAAUCAUACAAGUAUGAUAAGAAAAUUUUGAUACUAUAUGUGCAAUCAAUUUUGUUUGAUUAUAAUGAAAUUGUUGGAUAACUUUCUUUAACUGUAUUUUCACAUUAUCCUGACUCAUAUUUUAAUACUAUUAGAUAGUUUCUAUAGAAAUUUUACUAUUUUAACUACAUUUGUUGAUUGCAAAAUAUUAAUUUUUGCCUUACCGAAAGGCAAUGGAUACGUUUGAUUAUAAUUAUUCGUUAAACUAUGCAAUGAAUGUUACAAAUAUUAAGUAUUUUCAUAGAAACUUUUUACUUUAUACGUGUAUUAUACUACUAAAACUUACGCUUUUAAUAAAAAUUAUUUUUUGUUAAUUAUUGUUAUAGCUUAUAAAUUUUUAUAAGAAUUUUAAGAUAGAACUGAAUUUGCUUACUUUUGAAAAUAGAAAAAAAAUGCAUUAAACCAAUUUUGUUGGAUUUCAAGGGUAUGUCGGUUUCCAGGAGCGUCAGAUUUUAUGAAAAAUGUUGAUGAUGCUGUAAUGAUAAAUAAAUUUUUAUUUGUACUCUUA